AUAUAACCGUCGCAAACGGGAAUGUCCACGGCGGGGCUAGGUCAUCGAGAUUAGCCAUGGAGGAUGAUGAAUUGGAAGCUAUGCGUGCUCACUUCCCUCUUUCUUUCGGCAAGACUUCCAUUGUUUCGCCGCCCUCCGAAUCCAUCCACAGCGCUACUCGCCGCGCUGACGCCGGAGCUUCGUCGGACUCCAAACCUAGUUCCGGCUUUCCGUCUCUGUCUUCCUCUUCUAAUUCCUGGAUCCAAUCUGUUCGCCGUCCCAAACGCAACCCUAAUAGCACCGGCGGUGCUAAAUCUAGUCUCUCUCCUUCCGAGGAUGAUGUAUCCGUAGAGGAUGACGGAGUUAUGGUGGGACCACCACCGCCGCCCCCUACAAGGGACGGUAAUGAUUCUGAUGAUAUGAUCGGUCCCCCGCCACCGCCUCGUGCUGCAGAUGUAGAUUCAGAUGAAGAUGAUGUUGACGACGACGACGAUGAGGAGAAUCGGUACAAGAUCCCUUUGAGCAACGAGAUUCAGCUCAAGGGACAUACUAAGAUUGUUUCGUGUCUGGCUGUUGAUAACGCCGGAGCUAGGGUUCUCUCUGGCAGCUAUGACUACACUGUUCGUAUGUAUGAUUUCCAAGGGAUGAACUCCAGACUACAGUCUUUCAGGCAGAUUGAACCAUCCGAAGGUCACCAAGUUCGCAGCUUGAGCUGGAGUCCCACUUCUGGUCAGUUUCUUUGCGUCACUGGCUCUGCCCAAGCUAAGAUUUAUGAUCGUGAUGGUCUUACCCUUGGUGAGUUCAUGAAAGGGGAUAUGUACAUCCGUGAUCUUAAGAACACUAAGGGCCACAUUUGCGGCUUGACUUACGGAGAAUGGCAUCCCAAGAAUAAGGAAACCAUUCUGACUUCUUCUGAAGACGGGUCUUUGCGUAUUUGGGAUGUUAAUAACUUCCUAAGCCAAACACAGGUUAUUAAGCCCAAGCUUGCUAGACCGGGGAGGAUUCCUGUUACGACUUGUGCUUGGGAUCGUGAAGGAAAGCGUAUCGCUGGUGGCAUUGGAGAUGGAUCUAUUCAGAUUUGGAGUCUCAAGCCGGGAUGGGGAAGCAGACCAGAUAUAUAUGUUGGGAAAGCCCACACUGAUGAUAUUACCUCUGUUAAGUUCUCUAGCGAUGGGAGAAUUCUCUUGUCAAGAAGUUUUGAUGGUUCUCUAAAGGUGUGGGACUUACGGCAGAUGAAAGAAGCCCUAAAGGCUUUUGACGGUCUCCCUAAUUUUUAUCCUCAAACCAACGUUGCCUUUAGUCCAGAUGAACAAAUCAUCCUGACUGGAACAUCCGUUGAGAAGGACAGUACAACAGGAGGCUUGCUCUGCUUUUACGACCGGACCAAACUCGAGAUUGUUCAAAAAGUCGGAAUAUCUCCAACUUCCAGCGUGGUGCAAUGCGCCUGGCACCCGAGGUUGAAUCAGAUAUUUGCAACAUCUGGAGACAAAAGCCAAGGAGGAACUCACAUUCUUUACGACCCAACUCGGAGCGAGAGAGGUGCAUGUGUGUGCGUUGCACGUGCACCAAGGAAGAAAUCUGUAGACGAUUACCAACCAGAACCAGUAAUACACAACCCUCAUGCAUUACCGUUGUUCAGAGACGCACCAAGCCGUAAACGACAAAGGGAGAAGACUUUGAAGGAUCCUCUUAAAGCCCAUAAGCCUGAGCUUCCCAUGACUGGUCCUGGUCAUGGUGGAAGGGUUGGGACCACUGGUAGCGGCUUAUUAACGCAGUAUCUUCUCAAGCAAGGUGGGAUGAUAAAAGAAACAUGGAUGGACGAAGAUCCAAGAGAAGCAAUAUUGAAAUACGCAGAGGUUGCUGUGAAUGAUCCCAAGUUUAUUGCACCUGCUUACUCUCAGACCCAACCUGAGACCAUCUUCGCCAAAUCGGAUGAUGAAGAAGAAGAAGGAGGUGAUGCCAAAAAAUAACUAGAAUGCUUCCAAGAUACCUCACUUGUAUGAUGUAUAAUGAACAUGUACGUUGUCAAAAAGAUCAUGUCAUGGCACUUUAGAAUAACCCCGGGAGUUGCAUUUUCGGUGUUUUAAAGUUCAAAAAUUAAUUUCAUUUGAAAUUAGUUGCAUUCA
Messenger RNA from Brassica rapa (field mustard), 2105 nucleotides. Its product is annotated as WD repeat-containing protein 70. The record is from RefSeq and is a predicted model, not a curated record. NCBI's taxonomy places the organism in Eukaryota, Viridiplantae, Streptophyta, Magnoliopsida, Brassicales, Brassicaceae. Gene Ontology annotation, molecular function: protein binding. Gene Ontology annotation, cellular component: site of double-strand break; nucleus.